AAAAAAUGCAAAGAUCUCUUUUGGAAGAGGACUUGCUUGACUGGCGCUUUAUUAUGUGCAAUUCUCCUGUGCUGUUUUAACUCAUAUCUAAUAUAUCUUCAAUACUAUUUUAAUGGAAAGUUUCAACAAGCAAACAUAUGAAACAACUUCCAACUUUGAUAUCAAUACUGCAGCAGAACUGUUAACAAGCCUUCAAGAUGGAAAAACAGACGCUGUUCUUUUCGACAGUAAAGGAAAAAGAAAACUUGAGGAAAAUGCCAAUGUGGAACUUCUUUCUAUGCCAACAAAGAAUCAUGAACAACUGCCAAACAAGGUUCCUAGAGAACAGAACAUAUCCCCCAACUGUAACAACUGCUCAAGUACAACAAGCCUGAUCAGGAAUGGAAAGCAAACAAAAAGUGGUGAUAGUGACAGUUUACCCGUCCCAAAAUCCAAGUCAGUUGUUUCCACCCCCGUUCGAAAACGAACAAGGGCUGUAAGUGGUUUCGAGGACUCUCCUCCAUCUGUCCAAAAGAGACAACAAGGAAUGACGAAUAUGUUCGCCGUUGAAUGGGCCUUCUUGCAGCAACUCAAGUGGUGCCAAUCGAAAGAAAACUAUUACAGUGGUUGGUUGAGUCCUUUACCAUAUUAUCAAAAUUUAUGGAGUUGCGCUUCCGUUCCUCGAGAACAAAAGGUUACGAAAUCCCAAGAAAGUUUAAAAUCCUCCAAAGGUCGUCCACCUAGUGAACUUCCACUUAGUAGAAUGCGUUUUAAAGCAUUGCAACAAGCAUGUGUGGAUAGAGGUAUUUCUCCAAAUGGCACAGUUGCUGCCUUAAAGCAGAGACUUCGAGAUUGGGUUUCUGUAAAGAUGACUGGAAAGCCUUCUGUUCCUCAGCAAAGAAAGCGACGAAUAGAGAAUGAACAUCCCGCUAUUCAAGACUACAAAACUGUAUAAAGUUUUCAUUUAAUCGAAUAGAUAUCCAUUUUUGCACAAAUAUAAUCUUUAUUAACAAG
Molecule: messenger RNA, 993 nt
Organism: Galdieria sulphuraria
Lineage: Eukaryota; Rhodophyta; Bangiophyceae; Galdieriales; Galdieriaceae
Exons: 2
Coding region: 113-934 (273 amino acids)
Source: RefSeq, a predicted model, not a curated record